Molecule: messenger RNA, 840 nt
Organism: Beta vulgaris subsp. vulgaris (sugar beet)
Lineage: Eukaryota; Viridiplantae; Streptophyta; Magnoliopsida; Caryophyllales; Amaranthaceae
Exons: 1
Coding region: 1-840 (279 amino acids)
Source: RefSeq, a predicted model, not a curated record
AUGUUUGAAGAAGCAAUAUCUUUACUCUCAAUUUGGCCAUCUAUGAUUAGUUGGCUUACCCCAACUGUACUAUUCCUCCUCCUCAACCUCAUGAUCGGCACUAUCGCCGUCACUUCCGGCUUCACCUCCCACAAACCCUCCCACCACCACCACCACCACACAAACCACCAUGAACAACCAAUCUUCCAUCAAAUCCACCACCAACAACAACCACAACCCCAAAUCCAGUCAUACUUAUCGCGGUCUCCCUCCGUCCUCCAACGCCUCAAAUCCAUCAACUUCUCCGCCUUCUACUCCGCCACCACCCACCACCAACAACAACCCGAGCCCGAGCCCGAACCCGAACAACCCAACCCACCACCUUCCUCCGCUGAUGAAGGCGGAGACAACGGCGGCGGUGGUGGUGGCGGCGAUGAAGCUCCGAGUAUGGAUGAAAUCUACAGCCGAAUAAAACAAGGAACGUCAAAUUCUAACUAUGGGCGACAAAAUUCUGACACAAAACCUUCAGGUGGUGUUAUGCCUGACAAACUUGCUAAAAAAAUGAAGAAAUCUGCUACUGAUAUGUCUGCCUUCAAUCACUUCCACAUCGAUGAGAGAGAAAAUAAUGGUGCAACUCUACUGGAACUGGAAGAUGACUUGGAUGCUGAUGUGGAGGAGAGAGAAUAUAAUGCGGCGGUUACUACAACGGCGGCGAUGAUUAAAGAGGAGAGAGAAGAUGAUGGAGGUGUAGAUGCAAAAGCUGAUGAUUUUAUUAAUAAUUUUAGAAAACAAUUACUCAUGCAGAGGAAGGAUUCUUUUCUUGGAUACAAGGAUAUCAUUACUAGAACUUCUGCUCAGUAG